Molecule: messenger RNA, 942 nt
Organism: Chelonia mydas (Green sea turtle)
Lineage: Eukaryota; Metazoa; Chordata; Testudines; Cheloniidae
Product: scale keratin
Exons: 3
Coding region: 54-494 (146 amino acids)
Cellular component (GO): intermediate filament
Molecular function (GO): structural constituent of cytoskeleton
Source: RefSeq, a predicted model, not a curated record
ACUUCUCUCGACUCCUUCCCCUUGGUGAGCUUGGUUUACGACCAUCACAAAAGAUGUCUUCCUGCCAAGACCUGUGUUACCGACCCAGCUCAUGUUAUCCUGACAUAUGCCCAGAUCCAUGUGUUGUUGCCCGCAAUGAGCCUUGUGUCACCUUGUGCGGAGAUUCGACAGCAGUGGUCUAUCCACCACCAGUUUCCGUGCUAUUCCCAGGACCAAUUCUCUCUAGCUGCCCACAACAGAGCUUAGUGGGAAGCAGCUUACCAGCUCUACCCUAUGGAGCUGGGGGUGUAUCUGGGGGUGGUAUUUUGGGUGGCUCAAUUGGUUAUGGUGGAGUUUACGGUGGUGCAUACGGGGGUGGAUAUGGAGGUGGUUUAGGGGGCUCAUAUGGGUACGGUGGUGGAUAUGGGGGUGGCUAUGGGGGCUUAUGUGGGUAUGGGAAGAGAUACAGUAGCAGGUGCUAUUCUUCCCGCCGUGGAAGCUGUGGCCCAUGUUAAACCCAGAAGAAAGUUCCACAGAAGAAGAAACAACCAGGAAAUGAAAGAGAAGAGAAAGAUUCACCACUCAGCUACAACACUACUCAAAUCAGUGUGGGUUUUGGUUGUUCGUUGCCUGUAUAAAUCAGGCCUAUCUAUGCUUUCCUCUUGUUACCUGUUACCUUAGCUUCAUGGUCUAUAUUGUUCUGCAGCUUAGUCUUAUGCUCAUAUUGGGCUUUUGUCCCAUUUGAUGCUGAGGAGAAAAAAAAGGGUUUAAGACAGGACAUGACUGGCAAACUCUACAACUUCAAGAAAGAAAGCAGAAUACCUUGUGCGAAAUCCAUCACCAUGGACCGGUGAUUGGUUGUAGCUCUUUUUGUAACCCUGAAAAUAUAUUCUUUGUAUUCUGCAUUACUUCAUUCUGUGAGUGUAAACUGCACUGCUCAUUCCCAUUAAAAAUUAUACUGCA